Erythranthe guttata (spotted monkey flower) is the source of this 982-nucleotide messenger RNA. RefSeq lists its product as uncharacterized. Lineage: Eukaryota; Viridiplantae; Streptophyta; Magnoliopsida; Lamiales; Phrymaceae. The record is from RefSeq and is a predicted model, not a curated record.
CCUCUGUAAAUCACAAUCACAAAAGAAAACCUAAACAUGGCCGCAGCAGCCGUACCGAAAUCGAUGAGCUUGAAACUGCUGAUCGACACACAAGGCAAAAGGGUCCUCUACGCGGAAGUCAACAAAGGCUUCGUCGAUUUCCUGUUUCAUAUACUCUCUCUGCCCGUGGGCACUCUUGUUAGUCUUUUGAAAAGUCAAGGUAACAUCGGCUCAUUAGCAAACCUAUACAACAGCAUCGAAAAUCUUAACGAUUCUUACAUACUAUCAAAGCAAACGAAGAAUACCCUUUUGAAACCAAAGCCCCUCUCUCUCGCCGCUGGUCCGAAUGUUCCUCACCAUAAUCCAUAUGCUGCUAGAAACAUCUACACCUGCUCGUGUAAUUAUAACUCGUAUGCUUCUGUAGACCUGAAAACAGUUUGUCCGAUCUGCAAGAAAGAAAUGGUCAAACUCAUAACUUUUGUGGGUCCUAGUUCGUGUGGUGAAGUUGGAUUUGUCAAGGAUAUGGUUACUUACAUGGUGAUGGAUGAUUUGUCUGUCACGCCGUUGUCUACGAUGUCGAGCUUCGCUUUGCUCCUUAAACUUGAUGUUAAGGAUAUGAGUGCCGUGGAGGAGAAGGUGGUCAAUUUUGGCAUGGAUGAGGCUGUGAAGCUGUUGAAUGCUUCUUUGCAUACUCACAAUGUUCUUACCGAUGUCUUCCUCAAUUGCACAACUAGUACUUCAAAGAAACGUGCAUGUAAGAGUGAAACUUAACGGUGGUAAGGUGAUCGAGCCGAUUGAUCAGGAUUAAGGAUGAUCAAGAACUCGAAGACUGGUUUCGGCAAAGGUCCUUCAAGAAGUUUGGUUUCGUCGUUUUUGGUAUUAGUUAUAGACUUCUUUAGCUUAAUUAGUUUUUACACUUUUAAUGGAUUUUGAUCUUCUAUUACUAGUGUAAGUGGCUCUUACAUUUUUGUUUAAUAAAAUUAUUUGGAGGGUUUUAUUUCUA